AUGGACUCCCCGCUGGCUCUCAACCGAGCUGCCCUGGACGAAUUUGUCGGCCAGCGAGUAUCUCGCGAGAUGGUGACACACUUGGCCCGACAGGCAUCGCAGGUCAUCCGCUGUGAGCAGGUGACCGUCAGUCACGGGCAGGUCACGCCCCCAUCAACACCACCGCUGGACAAUCUUCCUCCCCUGCCAACCAUUGAGCAGUUCAUUGCCUCGCUGGUCGCCCGUUCGCAGGUCCAGGUGCCCACCCUCAUGAGCUCGCUGGUCUAUCUGGGCCGUCUGCGUGCCCGUCUACCCCCCGUGGCCAAGGGCAUGCGAUGCACCGUUCACCGGAUCUUCCUGGCCUCCCUCAUUCUGGCAGCCAAGAACCUGAACGACUCCAGCCCCAAGAACAAGCACUGGGCUCGGUAUACGGCCGUCAAGGGCUUCGAUGGCUUCGGGUUUUCCAUGCCCGAGGUCAAUCUGAUGGAGCGACAGCUCCUAUUCCUGCUGGACUGGGACACCCGCGUCACAGAGGAGGAUCUGUUGACACACCUGGAGCCCUUCCUGGAGCCGAUCCGGAGCCGGCUCGAAGCACGCGAACAAGCCAGGAAAGCCGAGGAGGACCGGCAACGGAAGCAGCAGCAACACCGCGAAUGGCGCCGUCUCCAUGCAUCGGCCGAUCUGCUCGCCAGCCGGCUUCGUCGCCAGAAAGCCGAUAUCCGCAGCGACGGCCGUCGUGGAUCCGAUAUCUCGACGCGUCGUCUGCCCAGCCAUGUCUCUUGCCCCAGCAUGCAUAGUGCCCACAACAAUUCUUCGCCGACGAACGCGGCUGACGCUGAUCGUUUCAAUCCCUACAUGCGCCACCGCAGCUCGCCCUCCCGGCAAGGCCGCUCCAUCUCGCCGCCGUCGAUCCGUGACGUGCCGGGUCUAUCGCACGCCGAGACGUUCAACUCGCUCUGCUCGCGGUCUUCGAGUCUAGCCCCCAGCUCGCGUGGUACUCCUGCUAGCAUUAGCACCUGCUCCUCGCACGGCACGGACGACGUGAUGGUAACCGACACCAGCAGCAGCCCGGCAUCAUCGCUGAGCUACAGCUAUGUCAACGUCGGGCCGUUGGAAGCCAAGCAGCCCUUGUGUGAGCCGACCCGCCAGCCCAGCAAGAAGAUGAAGCCCAACAGCCACGUCCACGGCGGUGGCUUUGUUGCCCGAUUCCUGGCCUCUGCUACUGGCUCCUACGGCCGGAUUGGCCGUCCUCACUAG
Penicillium riverlandense is the source of this 1236-nucleotide messenger RNA. RefSeq names its product cyclin family protein. The transcript is spliced from 2 exons. Gene Ontology annotation, biological process: regulation of cyclin-dependent protein serine/threonine kinase activity. Gene Ontology annotation, molecular function: protein kinase binding; cyclin-dependent protein serine/threonine kinase regulator activity. Lineage: Eukaryota; Fungi; Ascomycota; Eurotiomycetes; Eurotiales; Aspergillaceae. Bases 1 to 1236 code for a protein of 411 amino acids. Gene Ontology annotation, cellular component: nucleus; cyclin-dependent protein kinase holoenzyme complex. The record is from RefSeq and is a predicted model, not a curated record.